Messenger RNA from Dictyostelium discoideum AX4, 1281 nucleotides. RefSeq names its product CAAX prenyl protease (gene zmpste24). Gene Ontology annotation, cellular component: endoplasmic reticulum membrane. Lineage: Eukaryota; Evosea; Eumycetozoa; Dictyosteliales; Dictyosteliaceae. The record is from RefSeq and is a predicted model, not a curated record. The coding region runs from base 1 to 1281 and encodes 426 amino acids. The transcript is spliced from 5 exons. Gene Ontology annotation, molecular function: metalloendopeptidase activity; peptidase activity; endopeptidase activity. Gene Ontology annotation, biological process: CAAX-box protein processing; proteolysis.
AUGGUAAAUUAUUUUAUCAUUUCGAUUUCAUUCUUUUUAUUAGAGCACUUUUAUUCAUUUUAUUUGAAUUUUAGACAAAGUAAAUUAUUAAAGAAUUUAACUAAAGUCCCAGAAUAUUGUAAAGAUAGAAUAACGCAAGAAGAUUUCAAAAAAUCACAAGAAUAUAGUAAAGCUAAAUUAGAUUAUAAAACUUUAACAUCAACAAUUCAAGUUUUAACAACACUCCUUUCAUUUUAUUAUCCAGUUUACCCAUAUUUUUGGAAUUUAUCACUUGAAUUAGCAGAGAAAAUUGGUUAUCCAAAUGAGAUUAUUAGAUCAUGUUUUUUCUUUGCAUUUACAGUUGGAGUAUCAGUAAUAACAGAAAUUCCAUUUUCAUAUUAUUAUCAAUUCAUUUUAGAAGAGAAAUUCGGAUAUAAUCGUAUGACUCGUACAUUAUUUAUAAAAGAUAAAAUAAUUUCAACACUUUUAAUGAUAGGUUUUGGUUUACCAAUUUUAUCAUUGGCAAUUUUUAUAAUAAAUUGGUCAGGUCCACAAUUAUGGUUUUAUUGUUGGUUAUUAUUAGUUGCAAUUACAUUAUUAUCAAUUACAAUUUAUCCAACAUUUAUUCAACCAUUAUUUAACAAAUUUACACCAGUCGAUGGAGAAUUAGCAGAAUCAAUCUUUGCAUUAGCUAAAAGAGUUGGUUUCCCAGCUUCAAAAGAUACAAUUUUUGUAGUUGAUAAUUCAAAGAGAGAUGGCCAUAUGAAUGCAUAUUUUUAUGGAUUAUUUGGAACAAAAAGAAUUGUAUUAUAUGAUACAUUGGUUAAUGAAUUAGAUAAAGAAGAAUUAUUAGCAGUAAUGGGUCAUGAAUUUGGACAUUAUAAAAUGUCACAUACAUUGAAACAAAUGUUAUUGGUUCAAGUUCAUUUAGUUACAUUAUUAUAUGCAUUCAGUUUAUUGAUUAAUGAUGAUCAAUUAUAUCAACAAUUUGGAUUCGUUUCAUCAAAGGAUUCUGUAUUGGUUGGUUUAACAUUGUUUAUGUUUUUAUAUUCACCAAUUGACCGUAUCUUUAGUUUGUUAAUCAAUAUUUUCUCUAGAAAAUAUGAAUUCCAAGCUGAUGAUUUCGCUGUUGAAUUGGGUUUCUUAAAUAGUAAUCAUUUAUUCAAAUUACACUUUAAAGAGUUGGGUUGUUUAGUUUAUGAUCCAUUAUAUAGUGCCUAUCAUCAUUCUCAUCCAACUUUAGUAGAAAGAUCAAAUAAUAUAGAUAAAAAAGUGGCAUUAUAUAAAUUAAAAAAUAAAUAA